Molecule: messenger RNA, 867 nt
Organism: Prunus persica (peach)
Lineage: Eukaryota; Viridiplantae; Streptophyta; Magnoliopsida; Rosales; Rosaceae
Exons: 2
Coding region: 1-867 (288 amino acids)
Source: RefSeq, a predicted model, not a curated record
AUGGAGGUAGAACGAGCAAACUCCUCACCUUUCACCGUUGAAAUCGAGCAGGCUACUCUCCCGAAACGAUUCUCAACAACCUCUUUCACAUGCUUCAAAGGGGAUUCCAAUCUCGGAAGCCAUCUGAAGCAUUUCAAGAGCCUUAUGAUCCUCUACAAAGUCGAAGAAGUGCUAAUGUGCAAGGUGUUUGCAAUGAAUUUGCGGGGAGCAGCCCAGGACUGGUUCCAUACCCUGCCAUCUGGGUCAAUCAGCAGCUUCAAGGAACUUGCUUAUGUCUUCACCAAAGAGUACACUUCUUAUCGAAAGAUCAAGAAGAACCCUAACCACCUGUACAACCUGCGCAAGAAGCCCGAUGAAUCACUUCAAGAUUACAUCAAGAGAUUCAAAGCAAAAAAUGCCAACAUCAUAGGGUGCGAUGACCCAAUCACAUCUUCUGCAUUCAAGAAAGGUCUUCCAGCAGAACACGACUUAUACCACGAGCUGACUAUCACUCCCAACCAAACUCUGGCAGAGGUCAUCGUGACCGCCGAACUCUACGCACUCUGGGAUGACGAUCGAAUCGCCGCGAAGAAGUCCACUGAGCAAGAAGCCCAAGUGAAGGACAAACCUUGGGUAAAAAAACCAUCACCCUUGAAAGGAGAUCCAGAUAAGAGGGAUACUAGAAAAUAUUGUGCUUUCCAUGUGACAUACGGGUACAAUACGAAUAAUUACUUUGCUUGGAAAGCACACCUCAAAGAACUCGUGAGAGAAGGUCACUACACCGAGUUCAUUGCGAAGCAGGCCAUCCAACGGAUUGAAGACUGUGAUACUGCCAAGGAGCCACCCCAGAAGGUCAUAAAGAUUAACACAAUCUUAGCCGACUUCUAG